CUGUCCCACUGUGUUAAAGCCACGGUCCUCAGAGCUGAUAAUCUAGACAGCCUUGUUUCUACAUCAAUGGCAGCAGAUUACCAGGUGGUGAUCAAUCUGCAUCACAAGGGAGUUUUGAUCAGCAGCAGAGAGACUAAAGCCGGGUCCUGUACUGUGUGGAAUACUUCUUUCCUGUUUGACCUGCCUCCAGGAGACAUCAGUCAGCUGCCCCUCAUGUUUGAAUUCAUAAUAACACAGAAUGCAGUCCUGUCAGAAGCUAAAGCUGUUGGUCGAGUCUUCAUUGGAGCAGAGGCUGCGGAUGCGGGACGUGCUCACUGGAGGGACAUGUGCAGCCGGCAUGUGGAGCAGGCGCGCUGGCACACUGUUCAACCCGAAACCACAACAAAAUAAGACUAUUAAAUGACUCGUGGACCAGAUGUACUGUUGAGCUCUUUGUGCAGCAACAAUGGGGUUAGACAUGAAGUGAACACGGUUGGAGCAAAGCCUGUGAUCUAGUUCGAGAUGCCUCUCUCUCCUUCUUUUAUAAAGUAUACUAAACAUAACCUUUGAAUCUGGCAGCUUACUUCAUCUACAAAGAUUCCCAUCUCUGGCAUGCUGAUGCAGUCGCUGCCCUGAGCUGCUGCUGUUUCAGGCCCUCCACCACCCCAGUAAAUCAAUUCUCUAAACGUGGCCUUAUUUCAAUUAGUUGUGCAAUUGCAACUUUGCAGUCUUGUAUCCAUUUGGUUUCUAUCCCCAAAACAUUUGAACACUGAACACUGUAGUCUUUCAAAUA
Messenger RNA from Archocentrus centrarchus (flier cichlid), 772 nucleotides. RefSeq names its product synaptotagmin-5-like. The record is from RefSeq and is a predicted model, not a curated record. Bases 67 to 390 code for a protein of 107 amino acids. The transcript is spliced from 3 exons. NCBI's taxonomy places the organism in Eukaryota, Metazoa, Chordata, Actinopteri, Cichliformes, Cichlidae.